AUGCAAUCAAGGGAAAAGACACAGAUGCAGCGUGCCGUCUCUGCUGUUAGGCAGCACAAAAUGAAAAUUAGGGUCGCUGCACGGGAAUUCAAUGUUCCACGUAGUACAUUAUCAGAUCAUGUACAUGGGCGUGUUGGCGAGACACGCCCAGGCCCAGUGAGCCUAUUAAACGAUGAGGAAGAGGGGGCUCUUGUGUCAGAGAAUGGGCCGUCAGACGAAUGGUUCCGAAAAUUGUUUGCGCGCCACCCGGAACUUCAGGAACGGACGCCCGAGAAUUUGGAUCCGGCACGUUCCUCAAUGUCGAGGGAGGAUGUCAUAUACCCAUUCUUUGACUUUCUGGACAAAACCCUCACACAGUAUGGUGUAAAAGAUAAACCGUCACAAAUAUCCAACUGUGACGAGACCGGUUGGUCGGGAAAAGAAAAAGCCAAAGAGAAAGUUAUUACUGGAAAAAGGGAGCACACCAUCAGCCGGAAAGUUAUGGGCGGUGGAGGAAACCAUAUAACCGCGCACCUUUGCGUUUGUGCAGAUUGGCGGUUUCUCCCUACAAUGAUUAUUUUCAAGGGUUCAUUGCCACACACGCGUUUUACCGACGGCGUGCCAGACACAUGGCUCUAUGGGAGCAGCUCGACGGGGUAUAUCGACCAUGAGUUGUUUCAAACAUGGUUCAUGAAAGGAUUUCUGCCCCACUGUGGGCGAGCAAGGCCGGUUGUCUUGAUCAUGGACAAUCAUGACGCACACAUUUCCCUACCAGUUAUUCAGGCGGCCAGGGCGAACGAUGUUGUGCUGAUCGGGUUUCCAGGCCAUACCACGCACAUCUUGCAGCCGUUGGAUGUGAAGAUAAUUGGCCCGUUAAAGACAAACAUGGCAUCACUUGCGUCUGAUCUGGGAAUUGUUUGCCCGUCCUUGACUAUAGGGAAAUCCAAAUACCCUGUUUUACUGAAGUAUGCGAUGGACCGCAUCACACCGUCUACCAUCAUAGGGGCUUUUGUCAAAGCUGGUAUCGUCCCACUAGACAGGGGAGCCAUAGACGAGUCCCAGCUUAUACCGGCGAUGUUUCCCGCUGUGCAAAAUAUUAAUGAUGACAACUCGGCCCAGACAUGUAAAGAAUGUGGACGUUUCACGGUUAACCCUCUUGUCAAGGCCGGUCUAGUGCCUGAGUCACUUGCUGACAUUUUAGUUCCACCAGCGUCAAAACCUGCAGCUCAACGAAAUAAAAGAAGAAUAGUUAUCGAGGGACGAGUAAUAAGUGGUGACGAAAUACUGAAGGAGUUAAUGGAACGAGAGAAAGCUUCCGCCGAGAAAGACCGUCGAGAUGCGCAGCGAGCUUUGGAAGCCGACGAAAGGAAAAGAAUGAAAGAGCAGGGAGAAAUUGAAAAGAUUAAGAGAAAAGAGGAACGUGUUGAAAAGCGAUUGGCCAGGGAACAGGAACAGAAGAAAAAAGCGGACGAGAAAAUGGAUAGAGGGAAACUUGCUAACAAGAAGUUUACGUGUGGAGUCUGUUGUAUGAGAGGGAGGGUGUUGGAUGAGAGCAAGGGCAUUGUGUGGUUCGGGUGUGAUGAGAAAGUGUGUGGCAAAUGGUACCAUUUUGAAUGUUUGCAUCGUAGCGAGCAAGAAUACUUACGAGAGAGUAUGGAAGAGGGAGAAAGCUGGUAUUGUAAGGCAUGUAAGCCAUGGCUGUAUUGUGAAGAGUGAAUGGCUGUGUCCCUUGUGUUUCUCGUGCACGAGAUUCAUGUAAGCUGUUUUUGACGUUUGUGAUGUAUUGAUUAUUAUAAAACCUUAUGUAUUGAAUGAAACACGUUUUUGGUAUUAAAUAAUCAUCAUAUUAUAAAUAAUACCAAUGCAAUGAUAA
Messenger RNA from Dreissena polymorpha, 1852 nucleotides. RefSeq lists its product as uncharacterized. The record is from RefSeq and is a predicted model, not a curated record. NCBI's taxonomy places the organism in Eukaryota, Metazoa, Mollusca, Bivalvia, Myida, Dreissenidae. The transcript is spliced from 7 exons. Gene Ontology annotation, cellular component: nucleus. Gene Ontology annotation, molecular function: DNA binding. Bases 1 to 1695 code for a protein of 564 amino acids.